AUGCAACUGGGUGCUGCACUGCAUCGUGAACCGCGGGCGCCAUCCUACAUCAGGACGCCCGAAAUUGCCCAUUGGGCCGGCGAGACCAGCCUUUGGCAUUUGCAGGCCUUUCUAUGGGCCCUCCACAUCAUGAUCCAUCAUAGCUCCAUCGUCGACAGCCUCACUCGUCGGGAACUCGCGCCCGGGGUCCCCUGUUCCAGCGGUCCGUCACACGUUAGUCGUUACGAGGUGUGCGAGGCUGCCCUCACUAUUCAGUCUCGGUCUCAGGCUCUCUUCGCUCCCUUGCCUGCCUAUGCUCGCCGAACACCUCAUGCAUCAUCCAAGUCAUCCACUCGCCAGUCAAGAGUCGAGACCUCUCGCACUCGACAUCAACCUGGCCUUUUGCCCGCACCGCUACACCGAAUCGACACUCUCCUCUGUGGCCUCAGGCGACAGUGCUUCAACAUCCCUCGCCCUGACAGCGAAUCAGGCCCCCGAUGGACCCUCCCCGUUCCGCCCGUGUGUCGCUCCGAGCCACACAGACGUGCAGUCUCGCUGCAAGACGCAUGCACGACGCACAUCCAACGCAGCGUUGCGGCGCUCGUGGGCGCCCCCCCCCCUUCCCUUUAA
Molecule: messenger RNA, 609 nt
Organism: Colletotrichum destructivum
Lineage: Eukaryota; Fungi; Ascomycota; Sordariomycetes; Glomerellales; Glomerellaceae
Exons: 2
Coding region: 1-609 (202 amino acids)
Source: RefSeq, a predicted model, not a curated record